AUCCCACAAUCCAAAACAGACGAGCCUUACCACGCACAUGCGUAAAUACAGUAUUUGUCGUGUCCUCGCCAGGAAGAGAAAAUACACAUGUUUACCUGGUGUGUAUUUCAGAAACUUCACAUUGGAAUUCGAUAUGCAAUAACAACAAAAUGUCUGCUAACAAGAUAUUAGUAGACGCUGUUCGAACUUUGACAAGAGGACAAGAUGAUGCCGAAGCAGACGUUGAGAACAGCAAGAGAGGAGUGACAGUCAGUAACAUAGAGAGAUGGCUGGUGACACAGAAAUAUUACUUAACUAAAGACGAGUUUAAGUGUCCUCUCCAUGUUAGUUUGCAGAAAGAAGUAAGCGCGGGAAGACUCGAGAAGCUGACGUCUGGUACCUAUGUACUAUCAGCCCAGCAGAUCAGCAAGGAUAAAGCUGUUGCGAUUAAACAAAAGGCCCUACUGAAAAGAAGUAUAUCGAAUCCGGGUGGAAAAAGGGGGAGGCCAUCAAAGAAAAAGCAAAAAAUGAAACAGAGUGCGUAUGAUGACGAAGAUUGCCCUGUAGACCCUCCCCAGCCAUCCGAUCUCUUGAAUGAAGGAAAUUGUGAUUAUUGUCUACAGACAGCAGAAAACAACAAGAAGGGCGAGCAGGAAGAAUUUCUAGUCUGUAAAGAUUGCAGUGCAAAAGCUCAUCCAACAUGUAUGGGAUAUUCGAUUCUACUCUCUAGCAGAGCGAGACUGUAUCCCUGGCAAUGUAUUGACUGUAAGACGUGUUGUCUGUGUUUGGAUGCUAGUGAUCCUGAUAGCAUGUUAUUUUGCGAUGCUUGUGACAAAGGUUACCAUAUGAACUGUCACACACCUAAAGUCACAGACAAACCUUCAGGGAAAUGGAUAUGUUCUGAAUGUGCAGAUCAAGGAAUAACGGACGCGGACCUUGUAGAAGACACAGAGACAACAGAUAAUGAAAACAAAUCGGGCGAUACUAGUUGCAAUUACCCUACCCCUUGUGAAUCACCAGUUACAGAUCAGGACCCGGAUGUAAGAUCUUUUUUCAAAAAUGAAUCAAAAGUGAAUGGUAUUUCGUCAAUACCCAAAGUAGAUAAUGGUAAAUAUCCGGAUGCUUCCAAAUGGACGACAGAUGACGUCGUUCAAUUCAUCAUAUCGGUGGGAUUCAAUGAUCAAGCCGAGGCUUUUAGAGAACAGGAGAUAGAUGGACAGUCAUUACUUUUGAUGAAGAGAAGUGAUGUUUUAACUGGACUUAAUAUUAGACUAGGACCGGCUCUAAAGAUAUAUCAACAUGUGUUGAAACUGCAAGCAGUCGGAUUAGAUAACUCACUCUUCUGAAUAUGAUGUGCAUGCAUGUUCUAAUAAUGAUUUAUGACAGCCCAUUGUUUUGUUUUAGAUUUUGUAAAGGGUAAAUUU
Mytilus trossulus (common blue mussel) is the source of this 1403-nucleotide messenger RNA. RefSeq lists its product as uncharacterized. The coding region runs from base 150 to 1325 and encodes 391 amino acids. Gene Ontology annotation, biological process: negative regulation of DNA-templated transcription. NCBI's taxonomy places the organism in Eukaryota, Metazoa, Mollusca, Bivalvia, Mytilida, Mytilidae. The record is from RefSeq and is a predicted model, not a curated record. Gene Ontology annotation, cellular component: nucleus. The transcript is spliced from 9 exons. Gene Ontology annotation, molecular function: histone binding; chromatin binding.